Corticium candelabrum is the source of this 861-nucleotide messenger RNA. Its product is annotated as telomere repeats-binding bouquet formation protein 1-like. The record is from RefSeq and is a predicted model, not a curated record. The coding region runs from base 1 to 678 and encodes 225 amino acids. The transcript has 9 exons. Gene Ontology annotation, biological process: homologous chromosome pairing at meiosis; meiotic attachment of telomere to nuclear envelope. NCBI's taxonomy places the organism in Eukaryota, Metazoa, Porifera, Homoscleromorpha, Homosclerophorida, Plakinidae.
AUGCACUAUCAUCUUCUUCACUCAGAGUUUCAAGCUCGUCUGAGUCUACCUCAGCAAAACAACGAUAAUUUUGUCUCUCUCUCACCUGAAUUUCUUUGUUUGUUUAUAAUAGGUUCUGAGAAGGACGUGAGUGUGGACGUGCAGUCUGACUUGUCUCUUUUACUCGAUUGUCUCAAACUUCAACAUGCGUCUAGAGAAGCGAAGAAACAAGCACUUCAGACGGUGGUAACCAUUUGCUCUGACAAUGAAAAGGCCAGAGGUUUCUUCCUGGAUCAUGGUGGUCUUCACAUCUUGUUGGAGUUGCUCUUUGAGUCUGUUGACUGCUCCAUGCAGAGAAUCAUUAUGUUCACUCUGGGAUGUGCUACUGACAGCAACAGUUGUUCUCAGUCGGAAUUGUGUAGUUCCAAAUUAUUUCGAUUCGAAGAAGGUCUACUUUGUGGUGAGAACUGGUCGGCAGACUUUUGCACUACUGCUGCAUACCUUGUUGGAGUGACAGUAGCAAAGAACAAUUUGGGACAAACACAGGCCAGAGACAGCGGAAUAUUGAAAUCUGUUAUUGAUAUUGCAAGACAUAUGUCGUCAAAUGUGGUGCUGCACGAUGAAAGAAACAAGUCCGGUCAGAGGUUAUGGGAUGGUGUAAUGGCUGCAUUGACUAACUAUGAGCAAUCCUUACAAUGAAGAAAACCAGAAAAUUCUCAAGCGUUUCCGGCUGUAGUAGCUGUUCUAAGCCAAUCAGGCCCUUACAGCAAGUCGUCGAUUAGCCAUUCUGCAUCAUUUCUAGCUGCGUGUUGCAGCUCUAAUGAACGUAACCAGGCACGUCUCAGUUUGGUGGCAGGUCUGGAAUGCUUGAUUCACUUACUG